UAUCCGGCUGACAGCUCCGUUUAAAUACCGAGGCUGGAGGCGGAGGGCGUGGCGAGACGUGACGUUCCGUGUUUAUGUCGAGCCGAGAAGCAAACAGUCAGCACGGUAACCUGUCAGACCUUCAAACCGUGGACCGUAAACGCGUGCCGUAGUGUCACCCCUGCUCGGGUGCCAUGGUCCUCUGUUACACAUGAGCUCUACUAUGUGGUACAUCAUGCAAAGCAUUCAGAGUAAAUACUCCUUGUCUGAGCGGCUCAUCCGCACCAUCGCAGCCAUCCGCUCGUUCCCUCACGACAACGUAGAGGAUCUCAUUCGUAAGGGAGCUGAUGUGAACCGAAUGCAUGGCACACUCAAACCCCUGCACUGUGCCUGCAUGGUCGCUGAUGCCGACUGUGUGGAGCUGCUGUUGGAGAAAGGGGCAGAGGUGAACGCUUUGGACGGCUAUAACCGCACAGCCCUGCACUACGCAGCAGAGAAGGACGAGAGCUGUGUGGAGCUGCUGCUGGAGUACGGGGCUCAGCCGAACGCCCUGGAUGGCAACAAGGACACUCCACUUCACUGGGCCGCCUUUAAAGAUAACCCAGAGUGUGUGAGGGCCCUGCUGGAGAGUGGAGCCUGUCCCAAUGCCCGGGACUACAACAAUGACACGCCUUUGAGCUGGGCAGCAAUGAAGGGCAACCUGGAGAGCGUCAAAGUGCUUUUAGACUACGGAGCCCAGGUCCAUGUGACCAACCUGAAGGGCCAGACCCCUAUCUCCCGACUGGUGGCCCUGUUGGCCCGGGGCCUGGGCACUGAACAGGAGGAGGAGUGCUUGGAUCUACUGUGUCGGGCAGCGGGGCGGUUUGAGAUCCGACGUCCUGACGGCACCCUCCCCAGGGAGCUGAGUAAAGAUCCCCAGCUGCUGGCCAGGCUGACCAACAUGGUGGCUCAGGCUCCUUCACUUCGCUCUCUGGCCCGCUGCGCUGUACGGCAGAGUCUCGGAGUGCAGUUCCUCCCCACUGCUGUAAAAGAGCUUCCUCUACCAGAGACUAUCAAAGACUAUCUUCUGUUGAGAGACUGAUGAUGAAACCACUUAAGCGUUCGUAGACCUCACUGGCUGAUUAUUAGACAGCUCAUCACAUUGCAUUUAUUGGCAGGGAAGUGUCUGUAUUGAAUUACAGGAUAUUGUCUGACAGAGGCCCUCAUUUCUGAAACCUUUUUGCAGAUUGAUAUAGAUGUUGGGGAGGUCAACAAAACUCUUUGUCUUUAUUACUACCUAAUAGUUGCAAAACAAGUGAAUGAGCAUAAUCCAAGUGCAGAUUGAUGAUUUUGAUCCAUUUCAUCUGUUGGCCAAACCUUCACCAGUACAUUAAUCUCAUAUUGUUACAUAACCACGAGCGGCUCCUUUUUCUUUUUAGAAAACAAUUAUAGCAUUAGGUGUGUCAGGCUUCAUCAGAGGAAUUGACAAAGAUGCAGCUGUUUUAAAUACACUCAUGAAGAGCCAGCACCUCUUUAAAAUCAAGUUUAUUAUUUAUAUUUUAUUUGCUAAAACCCACUAAGCUAAAAUAGGAAAAUCCUAAAUGUUGCUCACUUUAGCAUUAAUGUUAAACAUAAGGUUUCUAAACGAGCGUUGAUGUCUAGUGAUGCAGGCUGUCCUGUAAUUCUGUCACUGGCUUCAGUUCCUGAAGUAGCGCUGAGGAAAAAUGUAUGAAAGUAACAUGUUUGAUAGUAGGAGUGGCCAUGUUUUUCUCAGUGAUGUCCCAGUGAACUCACAAUGCAGUCGCUUUAUUUUAAGGGGAAAACAAUAAAUACAAAAAACAUGCUUUUGAGCAGAACAGAAAAGAUUGUGCCAGAUGGGAACAGUUUUAUUUAUGUGAAGCGACAAAAGGUUGCUCAAUAUUAUCAUAGGUUUCACAUAUUUGUUUCACUAAAUGUGCCAGGCACGCUAACUUUGCCUCAUCUUCUGGUGUCAAUAUGUCUCCUGUCAUAUGCGACGAAGAAUUUGGCUUUAUUUUAUUGAAGAGUGAAGUUCCACUUGCCAAGGAGGAAUAAAUGUUGUUUAGUUUUUUUUAAACAAUGGAUGUUUCCAGUCUUAACUUGCAAAACUUUGGGGCUUUCAGGGGUGCUAACAUGUCCAAAAUUUUGCAGGAUAUCUUUGGAAAUGACUUUAAAUGUUUAAAUGUGGAAAUCAUAACAUGGCAUGAUAACUAAGUUUUGUCCUUUAAAGAAUCACUAAAUGAGCUUGCAAAAUAGAAGUUUAUUAGAGUGUUUGUUCAAAAUCUGACCAUUUCUGUGCUUGGUUUUGUUUGCCUGUUCUGCAGAUGUGUAAAAAAAAAAUAACCCCUUAGAUCAUGUCUUGUGUACACCAGCAAAGGUGCUUUUUUUUCUUUGUCAGCAUACAGGAAGUAAAUGCCUUUAUAUUCCA
Amphiprion ocellaris (clown anemonefish) is the source of this 2404-nucleotide messenger RNA. RefSeq names its product ankyrin repeat and SOCS box containing 8 (gene asb8). Gene Ontology annotation, biological process: intracellular signal transduction. NCBI's taxonomy places the organism in Eukaryota, Metazoa, Chordata, Actinopteri, Pomacentridae. Gene Ontology annotation, molecular function: protein binding. The transcript is spliced from 4 exons. Bases 191 to 1060 code for a protein of 289 amino acids. The record is from RefSeq and is a predicted model, not a curated record.